CUCGACGCUGUUACCUGGUGUUACGUGCCACAGAAGCACUAACUGGCCAGUCAGUAUAUCGUCUCGUUCUUGCCCUUGAACAACUUCCUCGCCUGCUACUCGACAGUGUUCCGCGCCUGUCUGCCUGCCUGCGCCCCAGAAACUUGCUCGCCUCAACUGACAGAUCAAGAAGUACAAGGUUGAAUCAUGUCGAGUCCAUCGUUGAAAGACCUGCCUAAAGUAGCCCUAGACCUAAAAAGCGAGUUGGAAGGUUUCAAUCAUGGCUGCAUGAAGAAAGCCGCCACUGCCGAGAAGAACGUUUUACCUUCCGCUGAAGACGUACGACAGGAGCGGCAGCAUUCUGAGUUGAUACACGGCCUGGAGACAUUUAAGGCAGAUCAGUUGAAGCAUGCCGACACAAAAGAGAAGAUUGUAUUGCCUAAUGCCAAAGAUGUUGCCGCGGAGAAGACCCAGCAAACGCUGAUCGCCGGCAUCGAAAAGUUCGACACCGCGAGUCUGAAGCAUACUGAGACCCAGGAGAAGAAUCCGCUACCCGAUAAAGAUGCUAUCCAGCAAGAAAAGGGAAAGCAACAGCUGAUCUCCGGUAUCGAGAACUUCGAUCCGGCGAAAUUGAAGCAUGCGGAAACCCUUGAAAAGAAUCCUCUCCCUACCAAAGAAGCGAUCGACGCCGAAAAGAUAGCUGCUUAGAGAAGUUGCCGCUUAUAAAAAGGAACGAAGGAAAGGAAGACGGGGACGAUGCCACUCGUCGUUUCUUCCAUUUUCUAUAUCCGUGACAUUUUAUAACAAUUAUUCAUACAUUGCCAAGGAAAAAAAGCGCGAAUGCGAAGCACUGUAUUAGUAUCGUAAUGCUAUGAUUAUACUUAUCCUAACGCCGUUAUCGGCGUGUUUUCCUUCUGGCGAGAGAUCAGAAAACUCUCGAUCCAAAACGUCCAACCUCGAAUCGGGUGGCCGACAAUGAUACCACUUUGCUGCCUAUCCUAUCUCGAUACUAAACUGCCCUGGGAGAUAAUUCGACAACAAUCGGACGAGAGAGCGGAUCUAAUUAACCGUAAGUCCUUGCCUCGCUCCAAGCUUUUUCUAACUUGCCCCUUUUCUCUCUUAUUACAUCUAUCCUUGUUGCUAAAUAUACGAUGAAUAUUACACCUACAAAGCGUCGUCUAAAUCCAGCUGCUUAGAUAGAGAGAAACUCGUGGGACAAAAAAUUUUUAGUAAACAUGGCGAAUUAGAAAUUUUACUUUGCGCGAGACGGGGAGGCCUAACUCAAAAGAUCGCACGGAAUUGUCGUCUCCUCGCCAAAGGAUGUGAUUUUUUUUAUACCGAGAGAGAAUUGCAUGCGCGAGCAUAUUCGUUAUUUUCGAGAUUGGCAUCGGUGAUGUUGCAUGAAGCGUUACAACAGACAUCGCCGAAGCACAUACAUACACAAUGGUCUUACCGAUCUUAUAUAUUUAUGUAAAAAUCAUAUUUUAUACAAACGGGCUAUUGUACUUUUCUAAUAUUUCUUACAUCGCAUUGUCAUUCUGAUGAAAUUAUUACGAGAAAUAAAAAAAAAGUAAUUUGUACAAAAA
Molecule: messenger RNA, 1565 nt
Organism: Cataglyphis hispanica
Lineage: Eukaryota; Metazoa; Arthropoda; Insecta; Hymenoptera; Formicidae
Gene: cib
Product: thymosin beta
Exons: 6
Coding region: 187-687 (166 amino acids)
Biological process (GO): actin filament organization
Cellular component (GO): cytosol
Molecular function (GO): actin monomer binding
Source: RefSeq, a predicted model, not a curated record